AUGGACAAAUUCAGUGUGGGCCGUGCAGGUGCUGGGACAGGGGCCGAGGCUGAGGCAGAGGCCAUUCCCAGUGGAGGAGGGGCAGAGGUAGAGGUCCGUGCCACAGUUUGUCCAGUGGUUGGCUGGAUUAAGGACAAAGAGAUCCAUGUCAGACACCACAUUACUGAGCACAUCACAAAAGAAUUUAGCAGUAUGUCCAACCGGCCUCACAACCGCAGACCACAUGUAAGCACGCCAGCCCAGGAUCUCCACAUCCGGAUCCUUCACCUGCCAGAUAGCCUGACACCAGCCACCCGGACAGCUGAUGAAACUGAGUAUUUCUCCAUGAAGAGAGCCAACGUCUUUAUUCUGCUUCUUGCUGGUGUGUUGGUCAAUGGAAAAGACCUCCGCUGGCAGAACAACUAUGACGAGCCGUUAUUCUUUAAUUGCCCUUCAGGACAAUCCAUCUCUCACAUAGAGAGUGAGCAUCACAACAAACAUGAAGACCGUGUGUGGGACUUUAGGUGCAAAGCCACGUUUGACUCAGCAACUAACUGCUUUACGUCUUCCUACGUAAAUGGCUUUGACAGACCUUUGAGCUACCAAUGCCCAACCUCUCAGGUCAUCACAGGGAUGCACAGCUAUCAUGAGAACAAGCAUGAGGACAGAAGAUGGAAGUUCACCUGCUGUGGAGCCAGCAACUUCUGUACUGAUACCUGCCAGUGGACAAACUACGUAAACUCGUUUGAUGAGGCCUUCGCAUUUGAUGUCCCAUCAAAUACCUACCUGAUUGGAGCUGAAAGCUACCAUGAAAACAAGCAUGAAGAUCGUCGCUGGAAAUACCAAUACUGUACCAGAAGGUCAUGCUGAAUCUAUAACUGAUUCUACCAACAAUCAGAUUAUUUUAUCCAUUGUUGUCUCUUGACAACCUUGAAAGAAAUUCAUGAUUAAAGAUACUUGCAUUA
Messenger RNA from Osmerus eperlanus (European smelt), 944 nucleotides. RefSeq names its product hemagglutinin/amebocyte aggregation factor-like. The record is from RefSeq and is a predicted model, not a curated record. Gene Ontology annotation, cellular component: extracellular matrix. Lineage: Eukaryota; Metazoa; Chordata; Actinopteri; Osmeriformes; Osmeridae. Bases 1 to 849 code for a protein of 282 amino acids. The transcript is spliced from 7 exons. Gene Ontology annotation, biological process: collagen fibril organization.